UUUGCAUGCCACGGCUGGCUCCAUCUGACAAUCAGCCCAACGUCCGAUGUCAUGGAGGUGUCGCUGAAGCACCUGGAAGCGCACUUACCGUACAAUGACAUCGAGCUUCCCGAUGAGUGGAAAACCUAUAUCGAGAAGCAGGCACUUCAUCAGACACCUGGCGAAGUGAAUCUAACCAUUGUUUCCCGACAGAUCUGGUCACAUAUCGUCGAGGUUGAAGAUCAGCGCGGCGGUCCAGGCAUAAGAUUCAAGGAGAAGUCCGUGUACUACCAUUGGCUAGUGGCAAGCAGGAAGGAGUGGCGGCUGGCGGACACGCCCCUUGCAUCUGCGGAGAAGUUCCUGAAGGACAAAGGCGAGAAACACGGCGUUGAGCGCAUGGAGAUCGAGCCAGAACCAGGAACAGAGGUGGUCGCGUUUUACGUCAAGGAAUUCAUCUCAGGAUGGGCGGCGCACACGCAGGAGCUGGCCAUGGACUCGACGUGGAACACUAAUGGUGGGAAUUUCGAGCUCUUUGCAGCUGUUGCCUCCAACGCAAAUGGCUCUGGGAUACCGCUUGCUUUCAUGUUCAUUUCUACGACAAAGGAUGCCGCACCGGGUGCCAAGCGCACCGUUCUCGAACGAUUCCUCAGCAAUCUGAAAGAUCUCGGUGUUCAUCCGGAGUUCACGCUUACCGACAAGGACUGGUCAGAAAUCUAUCUCUAUAAAACCUGCCACUGA
This is a messenger RNA of Trametes versicolor FP-101664 SS1, 717 nucleotides long. RefSeq lists its product as uncharacterized. Lineage: Eukaryota; Fungi; Basidiomycota; Agaricomycetes; Polyporales; Polyporaceae. The record is from RefSeq and is a predicted model, not a curated record. The annotation marks the transcript as partial. The transcript is spliced from 3 exons.